Myodes glareolus (Bank vole) is the source of this 5007-nucleotide messenger RNA. The record is from RefSeq and is a predicted model, not a curated record. Lineage: Eukaryota; Metazoa; Chordata; Mammalia; Rodentia; Cricetidae.
AGAAUGUAAGCCAGAGCAUAGUGCCUUCUUGCCUGAUCACCGAGCGACUUCUCCCUGUAUCUGAGGAAACACAAGCUUGUCAUGGGCUGCAGGACUGGAAGUGACCGAAGUGGCAGUGACUCUGACUCACUGUCCUCUCUCUGCCUGUCCUUCCUUGCAUUUUUUCCCAGGAACCAUUCUUCUCCGUCUGUAGGAGCUUCACUCAUUAGCUCUGUUGGGGCCAUUCUUUUGUCCAUUUUGUUGUCUGGUUGACUCCUCCUUACCCCAUCUUUACUCUCAUUUUCUUGAACACUUCCUUGAUUCCCAUUAGAUGAGGUCCCCGGUCAUUCCUUUGCGGUGUUUUUCUUUCUUGCUCUCCUCAUGAGUUUUAAUUAAGCCUACUUGUCCUACAUGGUCCCUUAUAAUCUACAGGAAGAGAAAAAGAAGGUGAAAGGCAAGUAGCUUCCUUAUAAAGUAAAUACAGUGUCCGGUGAGGUGCUGCACACCUUUAACCACAGCACUCAGGAGGCAGAGGCAGCGAGGUCUCUGUGGGCGUCUCUGUCUCAGGGGGGAAAAAAUAAAGAUUGCUCACAUUCCUUCUGUCUGGUCUGCUAGUCAAGCCUUGUUGUAUAAGCAUACCUAGGUGCAAGGAGGCUGUUCUCCCUGUCAUCUCUGUCAGCAUGGUACCUGGACAUAGUGGGGGUUCAAUAACUACAUGAAGAAUGAAUGACUUUCUUCUGUGUAUUGUGUUGUAGCUAAUCUGUAGCAGCAUACACAUCUGCUUUCCUUACAUUUCAUUUAAUGUUUCCUUUGUCUUCUCUUUUUAGUUGAACAUCAUGAAAGAUGAGCCAGAAGCGGCGGAACUAAUUUUGCAUGAUGCUCUUCGCCUUGCGUAUCAGAGUGAUAACAAGAAAGCCAUCUCUUACACUUACGACUUGAUGGCCAACUUGGCAUUUAUACGAGGGCAACUUGAAAAUGCAGAACAACUUUUUAAAGCGACAAUGAGUUACCUGCUUGGAGGAGGCAUGAAGCAGGAAGACAAUGCAAUAAUUGAGAUCUCUCUGAAGCUGGCCAGUAUCUAUGCCGCUCAGAAUAAACAGGAAUUCGCCCUUGCUGGCUAUGAAUUCUGCAUUUCAACUCUAGAGGAAAAAAUUGAAAGAGAAAAGGAAUUAGCAGAAGAUACUAUGUCAGUGGAAGAGAAGGCCAAUACCUACCUCCUCCUUGGCAUGUGCUUGGACUCUUGUGCACGCUAUCUGCUCUUCUCCAAGCAGCUGUCACAGGCACAAAGAAUGUAUGAAAAAGCCCUGCAGAUUUGUCAAGAAAUACAAGGAGAAAGGCACCCACAGACCAUUGUGCUGAUGAGUGACUUGGCUACUACUCUGGAUGCACAGGGCCACUUUGAUGAUGCCUACAUCUAUAUGCAGAAGGCGUCAGAUCUGGCAAGAGAGAUCAAUCACCCUGAGCUGCACAUGGUGCUCAGCAAUCUGGCUGCCAUUUUGAUACACAGAGAACGAUACACACAAGCAAAAGAGAUCUUCCAGGAAGCACUGAAGCAAGCAGAGCUGAAAAGAGAUGAGGUUUCUGUACAGCACAUCAGGGAAGAAUUGGCUGAGCUGUCAAGAAAAAGUAGACUUUUGACUUAAUUUUGUUGAGCUAUGUAAGUUCGUUUUGUUGUAGAGAGGGUAAUCUCUGUUAGCCCAGAGGAGUGACUGUUCUAACAUGUCUGGAUCCCAAGCGGUGGUGUGAAUCAUUGUUGAAAUUCAGCUUUCUUCAACUCAACCUCGCUGAAGGACAAGUAUACACUGCCACUUUUAUUUCUAAAUUUAGUUUACUUUGAGAUGGGCCUCCAACUUGGGAGUUCUCCUGCCUCAGUCCCGCAAGUGCUGGGACUGUGCCUGGCCCUACUUGUGUGUGUAAAGUUGAAGCAGCUUCUACCCUGUACUGACAGUAACUUAUGAGGGCUUGGUGUGAAGUGCCGCUUCCCAGUGCAGCGUGGGAGAGGCCGUCCAUCUGGUCCAUGAAAACUGUAGACUCUUAGGUGGCCACAUUCUCCACGGUGUGGUCAUUAUACCUUCCCUAAGAUUUUGGUUCCUGCUUUCUCUUCUUCAUCCAUUUCUGGCAAACAAGUUACUUGUCUGAUAGCACAGGAAGAUUUUGGUGAGUUCUUUUAUAGUCUUUUAUUCAAGCAUUGCGAAAUUUAAUCAAUAUGGGGGAGAUAAUAAUUCUAGUUGGCCUCCAGUAAGCAGCAUUCACUUCUGAAGUGGAAAUUAGGCACUUUGUCACCUGUCUGGGCAGUGAGCUUCCUUUACAGCCAGUCACACAGUAGUGUCGAGCUGAACCCGGUAACAAUACUGACAACACUGAUGCAUGCCAUUGGCAGUGUGGAACUACUGACCUGGAUCCUACUUAGCAGCUCUGGCUAUUUUGCAAUCUCUGUAUUCACGCCUGUUAAGUGGGAAACCAAUUAGAUUCUUUGUCUGAUGACUUAAAAUGAAUUGACUAUUAUGCGGAAAAAAAAUCUUAGUCACUGCCUCCGAGUACACACAUACACAAUACACAAUUGGGUGCCUUUACCUCUACAGCCUGGCAAAUGACCAUUGCCUGAGAGAGAAAAGAUAGGUUUUCUGGGUGCCCUGAAGGAACAGGUGGUGUUGGCAUCCCCGUGGAGGUGGGUGACGUGAGCAGGAUUGGCCAAUGGGCUUUUGGUUCCUAUGUUUGUACUGGGAGAAUCUUCAUAAUAAACUAGAGACUAUACAAUAUUGUAUGUAUUCUAAUAAUCUUUGAAUCGUAGAAAAAUAACUGAGUUACUAAAAGAAAAACCCUAAGGCCCAGAUCCUCAGAAGUAAACCAGAAUUUUGUGUUGUGCAGGGAGAGUUCUGACCAUCUUCCAUCUAUGCUCAUUCACCACUUACUCCCUAGCUAAUGUGAUCCUAUUAAUGAAGAAUAACAAGAGAGAUUUCAGUCACCCUUUGCUUUGAGAAUGUUUUACUAUUUCAUAAUUCCAGAGUUCCAAAACUAAAGUCUUAGGAUUUUUAAUCCUCUGUGGUGAUCCACCUCCCGGUCCUGUGGUGUGGCUGGGAGACUGCGGUUCUCAGAUAGACGGUCCAAGGUGCAUGGUCCUGGAGCACUCAUUUGCACUGUUAUAAAAAAGGCAGUGAGACAGAGGGACUGAUCUCCUUUUACUGAUUACAACUUUAAACAAUUUACAUUGAAUUUCAUUUGAACUACACCAUGUUACUGGAGUUUUCAGGGCAUAAGGGGUAAGGUAUGUAAGACAGAAUCACAGCAUAUGAAAAUUUAAAGUGUAGUAUAAAAUUUCUCACUAAAUAGACUGGAAAAUUGUCAGAAUAUUACCUCUACUGGAAGACCUUGAUUUAGUUGUAUGUGCAUGUGUUUUAUAUAUAUAUAUAUAUAUAUAUAUAGUGUUGGCCCACAAAAAUUGCUAUGCUACACUUUGACUUGUGGCUGACUUCCUAAGUCUGAGUGCUUGCUUCCUCCCUUAGUCUCACAGUAAGGCAUAUCUCCCCCUCUCUGGGUAAACUCUGAGGAUUCUGUUCUAGUUGUUUUGAAAUAAGAAAUGAUGCUUGAUUUCAUGUUGUAUUGUGGUGAGCAUGGAACAGUCUUCUAGGCUGAGCUAUCCUAAACUGAACCAACCUGGAACAGUGAAAGACCCUCAGGGUCAGCAGUCAUCAUCAUUUAUGACUAAGUUCUAGGCUAUUACUGGAACUUCGGGUGGGGGGUGGCUUUAAUCAAACUUUAGUCUUCGGUAUAUUCAUGACUAUUGUUAAGGUAUACUUUGGAUACCCGCAAACUUUAUGGGUGAUAAGAAUUCUGUCUCAUUGUAGCCUUGGCUGGCCCAGAACUCACCUUGUAAUCCAGGCUAGCCUUAUACUUUUAGUGAUUUGCCUGCUUUUACUUCCCAAGUGCUGAGAUUAAAGGUGUGUGCUACCAUGCAUGGCUAAAGUUUAAGAUCUCAAAUGUCUGUCUUUAUUACUUGCUAAGUUAUAUGGGCAAAUUUGAGCCUGUGUCUCCAUCUGUAAAAACAAAAGGGAGGGGGAUUAGAAACCAGUGGUACAGAUGCUAAGCGGGGCUCAGGCAGUGGUUCUAGAGACUGUCUCCUUUCUAGUUCUCAGUGGCAUCAUCCCCAAACCACUAAACGUCUGUAUGUUGUGGGAGAAGCAUGUACACCAUGAUAAAGCUGUGUGAAAACAAAUCUAAAAACACACCAAGUCAUUUUUAAUAAAAACGUGAUCCUCCAGUACCAUCAUUUAAAAUUCAGUCUUUAAAUUACUUGCACCUUGAAAACACUUUCCUCGUGUUCUGUCGGAGCAGAGCAGGCGCUGAUGCAGAUAGGAAAGAAUUGUGUUCAGUGUUAGUUCAGGAUGCAGCAUAAAACAAGCCUGGAAGACCAAGGUUCUACACAGAUUGUUAUCUUUUUAACUCAGCCAGAUAUGAUCAAACUAAAGAAAAGUUUCUAUUUCUUGUUUGAAACCUGAGACACGAAGACUCUUAAGUCACAAAUAAUGUACUGUAGCUAUGGACAGGAUAGUCAAAUUUAUUUCAGAACAAAAGCUUUGUUGGGCUGCAUCAAAUGCAGAAUACUUAGGGGCAUGGCUAAAUUACCAGUGUGCAUAAACAUUGAGGUAUGCCUCAAAUAAGCCUUUAAACUUUAAAACUGAACUCUAACAUACCCGUGCAGUAAGUUUGUCUUCAGUGCUACUAAUGAAAGCAAAGCCUGCACUGGAAACUCACAAAGACAGUUCGGUGCUCCUGCCCUGUGACCUCAUUCAGCCUUUAUGACAGGGUAUGUGUUAAAAACCUAAACAUUUCACAAGAUUUACCGGGAAAGUUGAAUUUAGAGGAAACAAAAGUACAAUGCCCGUGACAGCCAGUACUGUAUAACUGUGCUGUGUGAGGUUGUUUAGAAGGCUGGGGUUAAAAAGAUAGACAAAAAAUUUAAAAAAUUACCCCCAAUGUUGAUGUGCUGAUUUAAAUUUAAGUACACCAGAUACUACAGCAAGGGGGAUA